GGCACAAAGUCCAAAGGCAGCGCUGAGGUGACAAAGAAGCUUCAGACAGAUUAUUAUCAUGUCUGGGGUGAGUGACCAUUUGCCUACGAAGCCCAUCUCUGCGGUCGGAGUCGUCUCGUCACACAGCAAGGCUUUGGAUGACUACUAUGUUGUUGCACAAACAACAGAUGGCUCUGAUGCCGACCUGUGGAAGGACGGCUUAUUCAAAUCCAAGGUCACUCGCUACCUCUGUUUCACUACAAAACCUGGGCCUGAUGUUGUUGUGGACAUGAAGUUGACUGACAUGAAGGAUGCAUUGCCAGAGGGUUUCACACAUAUUCAAGAGACAUUGGACACAAAAGAGCCGGCAAUGAGGUAGAGGAGGCUUUGUGUGAAAAUCAGGCCACGUGCAGCUGCGGAGACGGCUGUAUAUGACAUCCAAAUCACAGCCAAAUCCAAAUAUCAUCUUGUUCACUACACCUGCAUUGGAGAAAUCAAUAACAUGGGAAUCUGGUAUCGAGUGGGAGAGGUGCCUCAUCUUCAGUUAUCUCAGCAGAGAGCCAGCAACGUUAACAGUGAUACUUCAUCUGAAAUAGCCAGGAAGACCAUUGGCAGGCCAAGCUACGAUCACCAGAACAGUGGCAGCUACACAAUGACGGCCAUGGAUGGCGUACCCUUUGGGAUCGAUCAGAAGUUCUGUGAUAUGACAAAAGAGAUGCAGCGAGUCAAUUUAAUGGGCAUUACGAUCAAAUCCCUGGCACAGAUCGAGGAGGAAUUUUACUACAACUUCGGCACAGAGCGAAGCAUUGUUGCGUAACAUGCAACCGGAUGGACCACUCUGGCGGACAAAAGCAACAAUUGGGAACAGAAAAUGGUGAAAGCAAAGGGAAAUAAAUAAACAGUGAAUUUAUCUAAAAUGGUGUUUGAAAUGACUUUGUACAUCAUUUCAUAUUGUUG
Dunckerocampus dactyliophorus (ringed pipefish) is the source of this 936-nucleotide messenger RNA. RefSeq names its product multivesicular body subunit 12Bb (gene mvb12bb). The record is from RefSeq and is a predicted model, not a curated record. Gene Ontology annotation, biological process: viral budding; virus maturation; regulation of epidermal growth factor receptor signaling pathway. The transcript is spliced from 10 exons. NCBI's taxonomy places the organism in Eukaryota, Metazoa, Chordata, Actinopteri, Syngnathiformes, Syngnathidae. Gene Ontology annotation, cellular component: ESCRT I complex; late endosome.